GGUCCGGUGCAGGCUGCAGGUGUGGCCAUGGGCCCUCAUGCCAGCUCCCUCCUGGUCCUCGUGCUCUGCCUGGCUGAUACCAUCCACAUGCAGAACAGGCUCCUGCUCAAACCCUCCAUCAGGGCCGAGCCGGGACCUGUGAUACCCCGGGGACAGCCUGUGACCAUCGUGUGUGGGGGCCCAGACUGGGCGGAGUUAUUCCGUCUGGUGGAGAAGAACAGAAGAUUAUUCAUUUGGGAUCACAGAAUUGUGUCUCAGCCUGGUUCACAGGGGACCAAGGCUAGAUUCCACAUUGACUCAGUGAAUGAAUUCAGUGCUGGGAGUUAUUUCUGCUGCUACAGUACAGUUUCUGGCUGGUCUGAGCCCAGUGAGCUCUUACACCUGAAGGUGGCAGGGCCCCCCAGCAGCAAGGGUGAGGAGCCAAGGCCCCAGGAGAGGCUCAGCCCAAUAGAUGACAUCAUGGAGAGCCCAGCAGAUGUGGCCACCACAGUGGAUGCACUUCCUGAGGAAAAUGGAGACAUGCACAGCCCAAGUCCUGCUGCAGGAGACCCCCAGGAGGUGACAUAUGCCCAGCUGGACCAGUGGGCCCUCACACGGAGAGCAGCUCACACCGAGUCCCCACAACCCACAGAGCCCACAGCUGAGUCCAGCAUGUCCGUGCAGGCUGCAGGUGUGGCCAUGGGCCCUCAUGCCAGCUCCCUCCUGGUCCUCGGGAUCCUGCCCAAACCCUCCAUCAGGGCCAAGGCGGGACCUGUGAUCCCCCGGGGACAGCCUGUGACCAUCGUGUGCGGGGGCCCCACUCGGGCUGUCACAUUCCGUCUGGAGGAUGAGAACAGAUUUGUCCUUGGGGAUCAGAUUGUGAUGCCUCCACAUGACUCUAACGGGACAGAGGCCAGAUUCCACAUCCCCACAGUGGGUGAUGACACUGCCAGGGGUUAUCACUGCCUCUAUCGCCAAGGGACCUUCUGGUCUGAGCCCAGUGAGAUCCUGGAGCUGAAGGAGCCCCUGGAGACCUAA
This is a messenger RNA of Phyllostomus hastatus (greater spear-nosed bat), 1017 nucleotides long. Its product is annotated as leukocyte-associated immunoglobulin-like receptor 1. The record is from RefSeq and is a predicted model, not a curated record. Lineage: Eukaryota; Metazoa; Chordata; Mammalia; Chiroptera; Phyllostomidae.